UUGCAAGAGGCUCAGUUGGGUUUUGCCCGCCGCGGAGGGAAGUUUCAACUUUUCCGCUCCUGCAUUUGCUGCUGCUAAGUCCCUUUCAGGACGCUGCGGGCUGGUUAUGUCCUCUUGCUCCUGGGGAAGAUCCAGCGGCUUUGAAGUUGGUCUCAACAGCGCCUUGGUCUCAAGAACAAACCAACUGGAUUGAUGUCUACAAGCAUGGGGAUGCCUCUCGUGUCAUCAAGGUUUUCCUUCCACUUCCAGAAUCUUCCAGAACUGAUGCUCUUCCCCCUGGUGGUGAUGUUGUUACAAACCGAGAGUAGUCAUGGCAGCCUCCCUUUCUACAAUGGCUUCUACUAUGACAGACCCGUGAAUGAUGAAGGUCUGCACAAUGGUGUCCGACUACUGGUUGAGACCUCCGACGAUGCCAUCUCUACCCAGCGUGGUGCCAAUGUUACACUGCCCUGCCAUUAUCACUACGCACCUAAGCUGGAUGCCCCUCGCAGGAUCCGCAUCAAGUGGUCCAAGCUGCGGGAGGACAACUCUAAAGAUCGAGACGUGUUGGUGGCAUCUGGGCGAAAUCAUCGCAGCUUUGGCGAUUUCCGUGGAAGGACUCAUCUGCAGCAAGAGUCGGCUGAUGAAGCCUCCCUGGUGAUCAACGAUCUGCGCUUGAAUGAUGCUGGGAAGUACCGCUGUGAAGUCAUUGAUGGUCUGGAAGAUGAAAGUGGGACCGUGGAUCUAGAACUGCAAGGAGUGGUCUUUCCUUACCAGCCUCCCCAUGGACGCUAUAAGCUUAACUUCCACGAAGCCAAGAAGAUCUGCGAAGAUCAGGAUGCAGUAAUAGCCUCUUUUGACCAGCUUUUCAACUCCUGGUUAGACGGCUUAGACUGGUGCAAUGCUGGCUGGCUGAUUGAUGGCACAGUCCAGUAUCCUAUCACGGUACCCCGGGAACCCUGUGGUGGGCAUCACCUACAACCUGGUAUCAGAAGCUAUGGAGAACGUCACAAGAAUCUCCAUCGCUUUGAUGUCUUUUGCUUCUCUUCUGCUCUGAAAGGGACUGUCUACUAUCUUGAUCACAAUAAGAAGUUCAACUUAGAAGAAGCCAAGCAAGCGUGCCAAGAUGACCAAGCGGAAAUUGCCAAGGUGGGUCAGCUCUACUCGGCAUGGAAGUUCUUCGACUUGGACAACUGCAAUUCCGGCUGGUUGGCGGAUGGCAGCGUGCGCUACCCCAUCACUUCUCCCCGGCCCAAUUGUGGCCCACCAGAACCAGGAAUCCGAAGUUUUGGCUUCCCCCAAACUGGGAAAUUUGGAGUCUACUGUUACAAGAUGAGCUAAAGAAAAGGGUCCUUUAUCAGUGGACGGUGUCCUUUUUAUCAGAACCUAGAGUUUAUUAUUUA
This is a messenger RNA of Thamnophis elegans (Western terrestrial garter snake), 1382 nucleotides long. It is a transcript of the gene HAPLN3, whose product is annotated as hyaluronan and proteoglycan link protein 3. Bases 193 to 1320 code for a protein of 375 amino acids. Lineage: Eukaryota; Metazoa; Chordata; Lepidosauria; Squamata; Natricidae. Gene Ontology annotation, molecular function: hyaluronic acid binding. The record is from RefSeq and is a predicted model, not a curated record. Gene Ontology annotation, biological process: cell adhesion. The transcript has 6 exons.